This is a messenger RNA of Radiomyces spectabilis, 1434 nucleotides long. RefSeq lists its product as uncharacterized. NCBI's taxonomy places the organism in Eukaryota, Fungi, Mucoromycota, Mucoromycetes, Mucorales, Radiomycetaceae. Bases 208 to 1278 code for a protein of 356 amino acids. The transcript has a single exon. The record is from RefSeq and is a predicted model, not a curated record.
UUUCUCAUCUAAAAUAAAAUCAUUAUUAUAGCAUCCCCAUUCAUCCUACCUCUUCGAGACCCGUGAUACCCAUUUCAUCCACCUAUUCUAGGCCCGUGACAGCCAGCCGUCGAUUGUAGGCUGCCCCAUCUGUGUGCAUCGUUGUCCGUUGUCCAUGCAGCAACUCAACUUCCAACGUUCAUCUGCUGCAAGUCAAUUAACAAGAAAAUGAGGAAAACCGUAUCCACCAGCCUCGAAUCGGAAUCGUCCCGUCCGCCUUUAUUAUCGCAUACUUCACGAUCGAGUUCCACACGUCAUCGUACACAUAAGCCAAGAUUAAGAAGUGCCACCAUCAGUAUGAUGAGCCCCAGUCGGGUCCAAAUGGAGAAUGAAAAAGGGGCAUUAUCAGAGCGCACCAUUCCUCUUCAACCUUUGCCGGAUGAAGCUAUUGAAUGCUCUGACAGGACUGGCCCUGAAACGCGUGAUUCGUCGGUCGAAAAUUUCGGCCAUCAUUCCGACACCCCAUCGUGUGAUGAAUUUGUUUUGCCAGAAAUGGAUAAUUCGUAUUCUAUUUGGUCGCUUCCCGACAGCAGCAGUGAUGAAGAACGCAGUCAAAGACGACAACAGCAAAUUUUGGACGCGCAAGCUCGGAUCGAUGAUCUUUUACGACGACGCGACCAGAGAGUCGCGCAUACCCUAAAUGACCCUGUUGUAGAUGCCGUAACAGAGAAAAUGCGUCAAGUGUUUGACGACGUCUUGGAUGAUCAUGUUGAUAUGACUGGAGAAGAUCUCGUGCACUGGAUCCGAGAUCGAUACGAUGCACAAGUGAUGCGUAUUCGACGUUUAGAACGGGCAUUACUUGAAAAAGAGGCUCAAAUUCGGGAAUUGCAAUUCUCAAAAGCAACGGCCGACUUGGCCGUGGUUAAGGAGGAGAAGCAUACCCCAACGAUUUUGGACUUGAUGCAUCAGUAUCCGCGGACAAUGGAAGCGUUCCGCCAACAUAUUGAGCGGCAAUCGGUAGCGGCUGACCAUGAAAAAUGUCGAAAGCAGCUCAUGGACCAGAAGCAGGCGAUGCUCCAAGAACAGCAGCGGAAAUUUGAAGCCCUGAGAUCAAAGUAUCGUGCUGGAUUCCAAGAGAUUGUGGAUCGACUACUCAACGAUCCCUCCCGACUGGAAAAGGAAGUACUGCACAGAUUGAGACAGGAAACCGCUCAUCAACUAGAACAGAAUACCCGAUAUUGGAAGCAACAAUGCGAUAAAUUACAGCAAGCGAUGCAUCAGCACACCGUAAGCGAAUAAACCAAUGUAGAAUCAAAGAUACUUUUUCCUUUCGUACUCUUUUAUCCUCAGACCUCUUUAUAUAAAAUAAACAUUUUUCAUGCAACCAUCAGGUCGCCGUGUAUCAUGGCUAGUGAUAGUAACACAUAACCCUCAUUCAAUAAAAGAUGUUUUUGU